ACGUGGAGAUUUGGCAUGAGUAGGAUCAUCAAGAUGGGAUUUUUAAAAAAGAGAUGUAGAAGAAAAAUAUAUAUAAACGAGAUAGACUAUACUUAUCAACUAGGUAAUAGAGCGAUGAAGACGGAGAGAUGGAGAAGAAGAGAGAAAAUAGAAAGGGAGAGAGAGAAGGGGAGAGAGAGAGAGAGAGAGUGGGAAGAAGGGGGGAAAAUUAAAGAGAAUUUGAAAGAAAAAAUAAACGAAAAUCGAACGAGGAGGUCAAAAGAGCGAAAAGGGAGAAAACGAUCGAUCGAGGGAUCAGACAAUAUAAAUGAAAUGAUAGAGACAGGCAAGGUACAAAAAUCAAACAUGCGAAGACCCUGAAUAGCAUCAUAAUGAAGUUCACGUGGCUUGAACUGAGACUAGCUGAUAUUGACAAAGUGCUCGUGUUUCUGAAGCAAACUCUGUUUGAUGACCGUCAUCUUCAGAUUGGAACAUACCUUGGUUGAGAGCGCACCGUAGUCCAUUGAGCACCACAUCGUAACACUGCCACAUCCGAGAGUUACACUUAAUUCGAAGUCGAUCUCGACCACCUAAACGAGGAUGAAGACCUUGUUGCUCGCAGUAGUGGUCAUUCUGACCAUCUCUUCAGUUAAUGGCCAGGCUGUGCCUACCUGUGAUGUUUCUACAGGCAUUUCCAAAACGGAAUGUGAUGAAUACGUCGCUGCUGGUGCCAUAACUGUGACAUUCGACGGCAAAUCCGACGCUUUAACUGAUGUGGAAACGGAACUCUUCAAAGAAGUCAUCGCUAACGUGACCAACGACUAUGUUUUCCUUCCAGUUUUCCCAGAGCAUGUGAUCAUCGUGCAGCGUGUUCGUAACACCGCAACCGAUGAAUUCGGCCUUGUGUUCUUCGUGCGUAACCCAUCCCUUUCCGAGUUCAUGCCCGUAGCACUCCGCAGGCAGGAGCUAUACCUGAUGGUGAAGCUAAACAACGGUAUGAUCAACGAAUAUCUUGGUCCCGGUUUGGCCAUCACUGCCCAGGAGCCCCCAUCUUCGUACCCAUUGGCUAUUCCAGCUUGGGCGAUAGCUAUCAUUGGCUAUGUCGGGCUGAUUAUCUUCAUCUACUGCAUCAUGGUGUUGACUAGUGAUUGGAGAAGGAAAAAGUCUGAAGAGUUUGAGGCAAGUCUAGAGAAGGAGUACUAUAACAAUACAAAUGGAGUGACUGCAGCAGGUGAUGAGAUACCAAUGAAGAAGAUACCAGCUAACAAUGACUACCAGGAGAUUACAGAGACCAAGAAGAAUGAUGGACUGUCCAAGAUAUCCAUAGGAGUACAAACGCCUCGUCAUGUCGCUGUUCAGGUUGACCCAGAUGAUAUAGUAGGUGGUCAGUCUUCGCCCGCUCCGAGUCAGACAAGCACCACAGAAGUGGUGAUCGAAAAUGGCCAUUCCACGAUCGAUGACGAACCUGCAUACGACUCCCCAGAUAUUCCAGACACUGCCCCCAUCGUUACUCAUACAAAUGAAGGCGACGCCGAUAAAGAAGCCGAUGAUGCAGCGGCGGCUAUAGAGGGCGCUUUAAAUGAAGGUUUUGCAGAGGAUGAAACGGACGUUGCUCAACCUUCCACGAACCUCUAGCUUUAGCUCAAAAACAGAGAAAGAUCUCUCGUGUGAUGUGACGGAAGGUGACCUGACCUCAGAUCGACUUGACCUUGGAAUCUCACAUAGUCUUUGCACUUUAAAUUUUUUUUUCUUAUCUCUGUCUUGUUAGAAUGACGAUUUGAUAGUUAUGAUAUUAUAAUCAGCCUUGUAGCAGUUUGAUGCACAUGACACAAAGUCACUCUUUUUUUUUUAAAGAGAAUUUUUUCCCUAUAUACAGCAUGAAUUAUUUGAUAAUAGGAAAUCAACAAGAUUAAUAUUAAUUAUAUGGAUAAAGAAUGCUUAGCAACAUAAAAAAUAUCAAUUUGUAACAUCUCAUUCCUAUUUCUUUAUCUCGCUCUCUCUCUCCCUUUCUCUUUAUAUGAACUCUCUGAAUUCCUGUUGUCUAUGUACUAGGUGUAUUCAGUUUCAGUAGGCGAAUCCCCCCCCCCUCUCUCUCUCUUUCUCUCUCUCUGAUUAUUCUCUGUCUCUUUCUCUCUCUUUCAUUUAAUUUUUACUCUCUCUUUGAUAUGCAAAUCUUGAUGUUUUCAUGUCUGAUGAGGGGAAAGAUUAUCAUAACAGAAUGACAGGGAAGGAAAAUCAAUUAUAUGCAGCAUAGAUGAUCCUGAAUUUUUCUUUAUGAUUUUGUCCCAAAACUCUUGCCAGCUAUUAUGAACUGUGGAAAAGGCGAAGAUGAUAUACACAUACCACAGGAACAUUCAAGCAUUGAUUAGUGAAUAACCAUCACAUUUGGCUUGUAUCAACAAUGAAAAUUUAAAAGUAGUACAGAAAGCUCUGUCGUAGAUAGAGAAUCAAACAUUUUUGGUGAAUAUGUGUGUUUCAUAAUACGGUUCCAUGUCAUUGCUCCGAAGAAAAAUCUGCAAGUUAAGCCAAACUUAAAACCCAACGUCCAAAACGAAAUAAACCCCAAUCCUAAUCUUUACAUGAUUCUUAACCAAAAACUUCAAUCGUAACGCUACCCAUGUACCCUCUGAGAUACUUAGACCAGAGCAAAUGUCACAUGUCGUGUCACCCAUAAUACCUCAUUUUGCCAUCACUCCAACUUUGUACUCGGCACCAUGCAUUAAUUGGUAUUUCUCCUUCAAAUCCAUUGCAACCAGUUUUCCUGGAAUCUCAUUUAUAAGUUCUACCAAUCAAUUCUUGUUCUUCCCUGCAGUGACAUCCAUCUUAUCAGAGCCCCAUUGAAUAAGUCACUAGUAUCGUAACUUUCAUAAAAUCCUUGAUUUUGAUUGGCUGUUGGGUCAUGUUACCAUAGUAAUUACCAUUGGAAGGCAAAGUUACCAAAAUCUGAUAAUAGUAACUUUUGUGCAACGGGCCCAGUUCUCAUUCACACCCCAUGCUAUUUUGUACAUCUCGGGGAAAGUUUCAAGCAGCCUCUUGUGAUGUUGUUGGUGCAUGAAUUAUGAAACACACAAAUGGUAUUUAUAAACACAUGUAGACAAAGGGAAAUAUCUCAAAUGAAACUAUGGUCCCACAGUGUAAUAAUAGACAUGCUGAUUAAUACCCCUGAAAAUGAUCAAAUAAAUUGCAUUAAAUUAA
Lytechinus pictus (painted urchin) is the source of this 3174-nucleotide messenger RNA. RefSeq lists its product as uncharacterized. NCBI's taxonomy places the organism in Eukaryota, Metazoa, Echinodermata, Echinoidea, Temnopleuroida, Toxopneustidae. The record is from RefSeq and is a predicted model, not a curated record. Bases 580 to 1614 code for a protein of 344 amino acids. The transcript is spliced from 7 exons.